Gracilinanus agilis (Agile Gracile Mouse Opossum) is the source of this 2624-nucleotide messenger RNA. RefSeq names its product PCI domain containing 2 (gene PCID2). Gene Ontology annotation, biological process: post-transcriptional tethering of RNA polymerase II gene DNA at nuclear periphery; transcription elongation by RNA polymerase II; poly(A)+ mRNA export from nucleus. NCBI's taxonomy places the organism in Eukaryota, Metazoa, Chordata, Mammalia, Didelphimorphia, Didelphidae. The record is from RefSeq and is a predicted model, not a curated record. The transcript has 15 exons. Gene Ontology annotation, cellular component: transcription export complex 2. Gene Ontology annotation, molecular function: double-stranded DNA binding; RNA binding.
CCCUUUCCGCCCCCCCCUCUUACUAGAUGAUUCAAGUGAUCGGUGCUACUACAGCUCCGCUACAAGACUGAGGACCCGACUGGUAGCUCGCCCUCUGUGUCUACACAGCCCGACCAGACCCGGGGCUCCUCGUCCCCUCCCACCGCCGUCCCCCCUCCUCUUCCUCCUCCUCCUUCUCCCGGAGGUUCAAACCUCUGAGGCGCCUCCCUGCCCCCACCAGCUGCCUCUACUUUUGGCUGGGCCGGGCCCUUCUCACAAGGUGGCACCUCCUUCUUCUCAGAAGAGCAGGGGAAAUGGGGCCAAGAGGCCGAGCGAGGAGGCCUCAGAGCGUCGAGGUGGGGGAAGCAGCCGACGGGUAGGAAGCCCGUGGCUUCCAACGGACCCCCAAGAGGCCAGACUCCUCGGCUUCCUCCCCCCUCCCCAACACGCUCCCCAGCCCCACCCCCCACCAGCCCGGGUGACUUCCGCGCGACGCCCCACGAGCCGGCCUCCCACGUGCCCACGCCAACCGUCAGUCUCCCCCUCCUACACACGCGCGCACACACACAAACAACAGACACACUCUUCCUAUUGUUCACCUGGCCCGCCUCCCCUCCCCCUUCUUUUUCUCCCUUCCCUCCCUCAGGUGCGACCAGUCCGGGCGCCCUAUUCUUCGCAGCGACCAUUGUGUGUCCCCAUCUCUGCCAUAAGGGCGGGGACGGUGUGCUUUACACGCGGGAGCAUGAGCCUUCUAGACUUUCCCGCUGAUGAGGGUGCCCUGCUGGUGAUGGAAGGGCCAAGGAUGGUUAGAGUCCCCUUCUUAAGGACCCGCCUGGGUAGCCUUUGCGCCGGGCACGCCCAAAGGCCGUAACGCCCCUCAAGCGGCCGCCAUUCCGGUGACGUAGAGGUGUAUGAAGCAAUUGAUACCAGAGAUGGAUUAUCUUGUGCAGAGUUAGUAUCUUUUAAGCAUCCUCAUGUUGCAAAUCCCCGGCUUCAGCUUCCUUCUCCAGAAGAGAAAUGUCAACAAGUGCUGGAACCUCCAUAUGAUGAAAUGUUUGCUGCUCAUUUAAGGUGUACCUAUGCAGUAGGAAACCAUGAUUUCAUUGAAGCAUACAAAUGUCAGACUGUGAUAGUUCAAUCUUUCCUGCGAGCAUUCCAAGCCCACAAAGAAGAAAAUUGGGCUUUACCAAUUAUGUAUGCUGUAGCACUUGACCUUCGAAUUUUUGCUAAUAAUGCUGACCAGCAGUUGGUGAAGAAAGGGAGAAGUAAAGUUGGGGAUAUGUUGGAAAAAGCAGCUGAAUUGUUGAUGAGCUGUUUUCGAGUUUGUGCCAGUGAUACUCGUGCUGGUAUAGAUGAUUCCAAGAAGUGGGGAAUGCUAUUUCUGGUGAAUCAACUAUUUAAAAUUUAUUUUAAGAUCAACAAACUUCAUCUUUGUAAGCCCUUAAUUAGAGCCAUUGAUAGCUCAAAUCUGAAAGAUGACUACAGCACAGCACAGAGAGUUACAUACAAGUACUAUGUUGGUCGCAAGGCGAUGUUUGACAGUGAUUUUAAGCAAGCUGAGGAAUAUCUGUCAUUUGCCUUUGAGCAUUGUCACCGUUCAAGUCAGAAAAAUAAAAGAAUGAUUCUGAUCUAUCUGCUGCCAGUAAAAAUGCUAUUGGGUCAUAUGCCAACAGUUGAGCUUUUGAAAAAAUAUCAUCUUAUGCAAUUUGCAGAAGUAACCAAAGCUGUAAGUGAAGGAAAUCUUCUGCUCCUGAAUGAAGCUCUGACAAAACAUGAAACCUUCUUUAUUCGCUGUGGUAUUUUCCUUAUCCUUGAGAAGCUGAAGAUCAUCACAUAUAGAAAUCUCUUUAAGAAAGUAUAUUUAUUACUUAAAACACAUCAGCUUUCUCUUGAUGCUUUCCUAGUUGCCUUAAAAUUUAUGCAAGUUGAAGAUGUUGAUAUUGAUGAAGUUCAGUGCAUUUUAGCCAAUCUCAUAUAUAUGGGUCACAUUAAAGGAUACAUAUCUCAUCAGCAUCAAAAGCUAGUGGUUAGCAAGCAAAACCCUUUUCCUCCACUUUCAACUGUGUGUUGAUUCUAUAACAUUAAGUAUAGAUUCUACAACACUAGUUCUAAGGAACUUUUGCAGAACCUUAAACUUCGCAGAAUUUUUUUUCAAGUCAUGCAGUUGAAACUCAAAAAGUAAUCCCAUUACACUCAGAACUGGAAUCUUGGAAACUGCUCAUGGCUCCUUUCCCAGGGACACAGAGGCUAUGAACUUGGCAGUGUACCUAGAGGACAUGAAUUGCUCUUUUAUAAAUUAUAGCUUCUGUUAACUUCAGUAUGAUCUGGAGUUUCUCUAUAGGAAAAAAGAAAACAUUCCUAGCCUACCAUGAAACUUUUGUAAAACUUCUGAAAAGAUGGUGUUUUGAAUAUUUUUAAGGCAGCUACAUGUUUUACUUUUCAUAUUGUUAUUCAUAAAAUGACUUUUGUAUUUUUUCAUAAGUAUUUUGACAAAAUAUUCAGAAUGUUUGGAGAUUGUCUUCACUAUGUCAUCUUUCAGAAUAUUAAGGUUUCAGUAUUCCAUUUGAAUAUUGUUUUGCCCAUAACAGCUUGGAAACCUUAAAUUUCUUUAAAAGGCAAAUUAAAUUUUUUUUUGAAAACUUUUC